Capronia epimyces CBS 606.96 is the source of this 408-nucleotide messenger RNA. RefSeq lists its product as uncharacterized. The transcript has 2 exons. NCBI's taxonomy places the organism in Eukaryota, Fungi, Ascomycota, Eurotiomycetes, Chaetothyriales, Herpotrichiellaceae. Bases 1 to 408 code for a protein of 135 amino acids. The record is from RefSeq and is a predicted model, not a curated record.
AUGAUUGCACGAUUGCCAGCAGUCAUCUUGGUUCUAUACCGCACCUUUCAGCUCAGUGAUGCCUCUUUCAACUUUUCUCCCUACCUCGUGUGCGCCCAGACUUAUCUUUACAGCAAUGCCCCGGCUGAAUGCGACUAUGGGGAUACGAGCGUCGAAUCAACCACCGAGGAAGACAUAUGCCUGUGUUCCAGUGCCAGCUUCCUCGACGGUGUCGCGCGGGACGUCUGGCAAAACUGCGGCUGCGAAGCCCUGACAAACACGGCGAACCAGAUUGUCAAUGUCUGCAUGGAAUACAAUGUUGACCCAUUAAUCUUCAACGUCCUCAUCGUCCCCUUCUACAUCUACCGAGCCAGCAACGGCACCUCCAUCGCCGCCCUCCAACACUUCUCCCUCCACCCUUUCAACUAG